This is a messenger RNA of Pseudogymnoascus destructans, 2699 nucleotides long. RefSeq lists its product as uncharacterized. The transcript is spliced from 2 exons. Bases 123 to 2549 code for a protein of 808 amino acids. The record is from RefSeq and is a predicted model, not a curated record. NCBI's taxonomy places the organism in Eukaryota, Fungi, Ascomycota, Leotiomycetes, Thelebolales, Thelebolaceae. Gene Ontology annotation, molecular function: carboxypeptidase activity.
ACGCUAACGAGCUUGGGAAGGAGGUCCAGCUUCCUACUCGUACCUACACUUCUUGCGAAUUCACUGAUCGUCACUUCAUUCCACUUCGGCUUCGCUAUCGCCGGCAUUGUGCCUAUAUAUGUAUGCACCUGCUGCUCUCAUCUUCACUCAAAGGUCAUCUACAACCUACCAUGGCUACUGAUGACCGCACACCUCUCCUCGGAGCUUCUUCGACAGCUCAACCAGCUCGACUGCCUCAACAACAAAGGUCCCCGGCUGCUGUUCGGCGUCGAUUCGCUUAUAUAGCUACAGCCUCAUUGGCUAUUGCCUUUGUCGUCUUCGUUCUGAUUCCAGCGGCCUUUAUCCCCCACCUUCUCGACGACCUCGUGCCCUCCCGUGGCAAGUUUCAAUACGCCGACCUCGAAAAUCUCCUUCUGAACAGUCCCAGCACGGAGAAGCUGUCAGAAUGGAGCAAAUACUACACCUCGGGUCCUCAUCUGGCUGGGACCAAUCUCAGCCAGGCUGUUUGGACACAGGAGAAGUGGAAGGAGUUUGGCAUUGAAGACUCAAGUGUUGUUCCUUAUGAGGUUUACCUGAACUACCCUCUCGGACAUAGACUUGCACUUCUGCAGAAACCCAGCAAGGGACAUUCGAAAGAUGACGACGCAACAUGGAAGGUCAAGUUCGAGGCUUCAUUGGAGGAGGAUGUGCUGGAAGAAGACCCAACGACUGGCGCUUCCAAUAGGAUCCCAACAUUCCACGGCUAUUCCGCCAACGGCAACGUCACUGCGCGAUAUGUAUAUGUCAACUACGGCACAUACCAUGACUUCGAGGACCUGAUCAAGGCCAACGUCAUCCUGAAAGGCAACAUUGCCAUCGCAAGAUACGGCCAUGUCUUCAGAGGCCUGAAGAUUAAGCGUGCUCAAGAGCUGGGCAUGGUCGGCGCAGUUCUUUUUACGGAUCCUGGUGAUGAUGGGGGCCCACUGCAUGAUAUGUCUGAAAAUUACCCAAAUGGACCUGGCCGCAACCCAUCCAGUGUCCAGCGUGGAAGCGCUCAGUUCCUGUCCAUGGGACCCGGCGACCCUACCACGCCUGGCUACCCUUCGAAGCCUGGAGUACCUCGAUCUCCAAUAGACGACAAUAUUCCACAGAUUCCCUCUAUUCCCAUAUCGUAUACGGACGCGAUUCCAAUUCUCAAGGCGCUCAAUGGUCAUGGCCCAAUACCGAAGGACUUGAACAAGUACUGGGAUGUCAACCUCGGUCUCGUGACGCGUGGUGUUCACUAUAAUGCUGGCCCAUCCCCAGAAGGUCUUGUUUUGAAGCUAGUAAACGAGCAGGAUUACAAGAUCACACCUAUCUGGAACGUCAUCGGUAUAAUCAACGGGACUCUUUCCGAUGAAGUCGUUGUUGUUGGAAACCACCGCGAUGCGUGGAUCGUCGGAGGUGCUGGUGACCCUAACUCUGGCUCCGCAGCUAUGAUGGAGGUCAUCCGCGGCUUUGGGCAAGCGCUCUCCAAGGGCUGGAAACCGCUCCGUACUAUUGUCUUCGCAAGCUGGGAUGGUGAGGAGUAUGGCCUGGUCGGCAGUACGGAGUGGGUUGAAGAGUACAUUCCUUGGCUGAGCGAAGCCAAUGUUGCCUAUAUCAACAUUGACGUUGGCUGCAGCGGGCCAGAAUUCACUGCGGCCGCUUCGCCUCUGCUAAACAACCUCAUUCACGAGGUGACCGGCAAGGUUCAAUCGCCGAACCAGACUGUGGAGGGACAAACCGUCCGUGACGUAUGGGGCGGUCACAUCAAGACCAUGGGCAGCGGCUCCGAUUUCACCGCCUUCCAAGACUUCGCCGGUAUCUCUUCCAUCGACAUCGGCUUCACCGCAAGCCACGAAAGCGCAGUCUACCAGUACCACUCCAACUACGACAGCUACCACUGGAUGGAAACCUACGGCGACCCAGGCUGGCACUAUCACACCACCAUCUCCAAAGUCCUCGGCCUCUUCGUCGCCAAGCUCGUCGACGCCCCCCUAGUCCCCUUCCGCACCACCGACUACGGCAAAGCACUCAUCUCAUACGUCCAGCAGAUCGACGACCUCCUCGACGACGGCCCCGCACGAUCCUCUACGAUCCGCUUCCGACCAACCCCAGAAACCUCAACCGACUCCGCCUCCCGCCGCAGGUACCUCCGCCGCCGCCUCGAGAAAAUGCAAGGUUCAGCCCACCGCUUCCUCAAGGUAGCGCGCGUCUUUGACGAGCACGUCGACACGCUGCGCAAGCGCGCCAAGCACGGCUACGGAUGGCUGAGAUGGUGCGCCCGCCUGAAACUGUAUUUGGGUGUCCGCAAGGCGAAUUUCGCGAUGAAGCUCCUCGAUCGGAAGUUCUUGCAUGCGCCGGGCCUGACGGGGAGGAGCUGGUUUAAGCAUGUGAUUUUUGCGCCGGGGUUGUGGACUGGGUAUGCUGGUGCGGUAUUUCCUAGUUUGGCGGAGGCGAUCGAUAAUGAGGAUGAGAUGGGGGCGAUUAUGUGGAUUCGUAUUAUUGACGAUAGGAUCAUUCAGGCGACGAGGGGUUUGGAAUUAUAGUGAGGAUACUUGGAAUAGAUCAUCAUGGUAUUUUGGGAAAGGUCCUGGGAUACAUUGGGGGUAUAGUAAACAGGAUAGUUGAGCAUAGUUGAAUAUUGACUCUCUAAAUGAUAGCUGCAGUUAUUUAUGAACUUAGCGGGUAUAUAAAAC